AUGUGGACCAUAAUCUGGUUGAUCACCUUUUCCUUUACUCUACCAUUACGAACAGUUUUUUCUCAAAGGGACUGUCCAACCGUGACUGUUCCGAGUGUUGCCACCAGUGUCGAAACUGUCACAGAAAGUACUACUACCACCGAUACAGAUACUUUAUUCUAUUGUUAUGAGUAUACAACUGUAUACGUACAUCGAACAAGAGCCGCAGAAGCAGAAGAUUUCGCUCUCUUCACCCUGACCCCAGUACCCACGGCCAAUCCCGCAGGUUCACCUACCUCAAGCCCAACAACGAUCUUCGUAAACAACUGCGAAACUACUAGUCUGCCCGAUCUCGAUCUGAGGGGAAUGACCAACGCCGAAAGGUUAAAGAGGGGUUUACCAUUAAACAAACCUCGUUUCAGAAAACCUGGCUUCUUACCUAAACCUAGACAAGAACCAAGUUGUAUUACUACAGUAUACGUUACUACACCUACUACCACGCAGACUACUACUACUACAACUACGACUUUUACAGAGGAAACUGUUACAUGUUUAUUAACUAUUGAAGAGACCGUUUAUGUGACACUUGAAGAUGCAAGAGCUGGAGCAGCGGCGACUCGAGUAGGUGCAAAUGAUAGGGAAAUAUCUCCUGCUAAAAUCACACCUGGUGUUUCUCCUCCUGACGUGCAUCAUCCACCCCUGAUGAUUUCGCCAAGUCCAUUGAGACCCUUGACCGAGCAUGUCAAGGUAGAUUGGAACGACCUUUUGGAUGUUGAUUCAUCAGCUUUGGGAGAAUGUACUUCUUUGGCAUACUAUAAGCCUCUUUCAUCCCUCAAUCAAAGUUCUUAUCCAGACUCCAAGCCUGAUUCCCAAGAUCUCAGCGCUAGUUCAACUUGUACGGCGAUCAUCGGACGAGUCCUCAUUCAUCCUUUUCCGAAUCAGAAUGUUGACCAACCUAGAUUAAUCGAUUUGAGGAGGAUUGGGGCUCAAACUGACUGUCUUUCUCCCAUCGAUACUGCUCAAGUUGCACCAACGCCUGAUGAGAUAGUAGAGUUAUUACCUUUCACACCCGGUCUCCCAGAGAAGAUAAAAGGAUGGUCCAAUAAUCUUGACGAACCCUCCAGCCGGAUUGAGCCCAGCCAAUCUCAAGAUUUGAUUGAUGAGCUUCAAGACAAAGAAGACGAUGGAGAUACUGUGCAAGUGGAUUUUCAGGUAUUCGGCGGGCAAGAUAGUUUACAACAAUUGGUUGAAAAGACAGGAAGAGCUGCUUUGACAAAACGAAAUAUCUCUUAA
Kwoniella botswanensis is the source of this 1272-nucleotide messenger RNA. RefSeq lists its product as uncharacterized. The record is from RefSeq and is a predicted model, not a curated record. NCBI's taxonomy places the organism in Eukaryota, Fungi, Basidiomycota, Tremellomycetes, Tremellales, Cryptococcaceae. The coding region runs from base 1 to 1272 and encodes 423 amino acids. The transcript has 7 exons.